AUGGGCUCCACCUCAUCCUGGUCAACGCAGCACGGAUCCCGCUCUCGUUCUUCUUCUCCACCCAUCACCACCACCACCACCAUCACCACCACCGCCUUCACCGCCGUCUCCUUCUUCACCCGCACCACCUCCGACACCACCUGCGCCACCCCACCGUCCGCCACCUCGCGACCUCGACCUCCAACACCCACCCUCGACCUCAUUCGCAUCCCUCUCGUCCCUUUUACCUCCAACACACCUCUGCCGUCGCCUCAUCCGCACACGCUUCACACCCACCACCACCUUCUCCUUCUCUUCACACGCAAGCACAAUGUCCGCCGCUCCCGUUGCUGGUACGUAGGCCCCUCCACAUUCGCACUCUUCUCUCUCCAAACGACGAUACUGACCUCUCCCGCGUCCUGCUUUGUGAUCUUGACAGAGAACAAGCCCGAGGCUGUCGCCGCUUCCCCCGAGGCCGGCAACGCUGCCGCUGCCACCUCCCCCGCUGCCGCGCCCGCCGCUGACGCCGCUGCUCCCGCCGACGACUCCGCCGAGGCUGUUGCCGCCGACCCCAACGCCACCCUCCUCGUCCGCGCGCUCGUCUCCACCAAGGAGGCCGGCAUCAUCAUCGGCAAGGGUGGCGCCAACGUCGCAGAGCUCCGCGAGCAGACCGGCGUCAAGGCCGGCGUCUCCAAGGUCGUCCCCGGCGUCCACGACCGCGUGCUCUCCGUCACCGGCACGCUCCAGGGCAUCUCGGACGCCUUUGCGCUCAUCGCCAAGACCAUCCUCGAGAACCCGCUGAGCGCUGCCGCCGCUCCCGUCAACGCAGACGGCUCCCCCGCCGCCGCCGCCGCCGACGCCGCCGCCCAGUCCACCUCGGUGCGUCUGCUCAUCUCGCACAACUUCAUGGGCACCGUGAUCGGCCGUCAGGGCCUCAAGAUCAAGCACAUCCAGGACCUCUCGGGCGCGCGCAUGGUCGCCUCCAAGGAGAUGCUGCCCCAGUCCACCGAGCGCGUCGUCGAGGUGCAGGGCUCCGUCGACGCCAUCCGCGUCGCCAUCCUCGAGAUCGCAAAGUGCCUCGCCGAGGACUGGGACCGCUCCAACAACGUCGUCCACUACCAGCCCGGCCAGGCCGACGGCCCGGGCAUCCUCGCCGCCGGCGGCAUGGGUGGCCUCCAGCAGCAGGGCUCGCGUCGCCAGGGCGGGCCCGCCUACCUCGCCGGCGCCAUGGGCAACCUCAACCUCAACGCCAACGCCGCCGCCACCCCGGCUGCGUUUGGCUCCAACAACCGCCGCACGGACGCGUCCAACCCGCGCCGCACCGAUCCCAACGCCGUAGUCACCCCGGGCGGUGGCCUUGUGGCGGGCGCUACCACCAACUCGGCCACGGCGGGCGAGCCCAAUGCGUCGGCUCCGCCGCUCGUCGACGCGGCCAACCUGCGCACGCAGAACAUCUCGAUCCCCUCGGACAUGGUCGGAUGCAUCAUCGGCAAGGGCGGCUCCAAGAUCACCGAGAUCCGCCGUCUGAGCGGCUCGAGGAUCAGCAUUGCCAAGGUGCCGCACGACGAGACGGGCGAGAGGAUGUUCACCAUCCAGGGCACGCCCGAGGCCAAUGAGAAGGCGCUCUUCCUCCUCUACAACCAGCUCGAGACCGAAAAGGAGCGUCGCCAGAAGCAGGGCACCAACGGCGCCGCCGACGAGGAUACCCAGGCCACCAACGCCGCCGCGCCCGCCACCAGCGCCUGA
Moesziomyces antarcticus is the source of this 1725-nucleotide messenger RNA. RefSeq names its product cytoplasm protein. Gene Ontology annotation, molecular function: mRNA 3'-UTR AU-rich region binding. Gene Ontology annotation, biological process: 3'-UTR-mediated mRNA stabilization. The record is from RefSeq and is a predicted model, not a curated record. Gene Ontology annotation, cellular component: nucleus; cytoplasm. The transcript has a single exon. NCBI's taxonomy places the organism in Eukaryota, Fungi, Basidiomycota, Ustilaginomycetes, Ustilaginales, Ustilaginaceae. Bases 1 to 1725 code for a protein of 574 amino acids.